AUGCGCCUACCAUGGCUGGGUGCUUCUGCGGCUCUGGCCCUUGCUGUGGUCGUCGUCCGCAGCGACGUGCUGUGGAACGGCGGACGCAGCGUGCCGCUGCUGAACUGGUGGCGCGCCAAAGGCUUUGAGCGGCGACAGAUGGAGCAGAUCGACCUUACUGGGAAGGUGGCCUUUGUCACCGGAGCCUCCACAGGUUUGGGCCGCGAAGUGGCCAUGCAGUUGUCCCGUGCCAAUGCCAGCGUCUUGGUCGGCUGUCGCGAUGUCGCGAAGUGUCGUGGAGACUUCGGGGAGAAUGCCAUGCAGUUGGACCUGGCGGAUUUGCAGCAAACCGCCGCAGUGGCGAAGAAAUUGGCGACGCUUCCAGCGCUGCACAUUUUGGUGAACAAUGCCGGUGUUGCCACGCAGUUUCCCUACAACCUCACAGUGGAUGGCGUGGAAACCACGUUUCAGGUGAACUACUUGGGCCAUUUCCUGCUGACUCAGCAGCUGCUGCCGCUGCUCAGUCGAAGUCCCGGAAGUCGCGUGGUGCAUCUGACCUCGGGCGCGCACCGUGCGGCGCCGGUGGAGGGAGUGCCGUUGACCUUGGAAGGCAUCAACGACAAGAACAUGGGACCCUACGUGCGCUAUGGCACGGCCAAGUUGGGCAAUUUGUUGUUGGCCCAGGAAGUGGAUAGGCGUGUGGGCCAUCGUGGCGUUUAUAGCAACGCGGUGCAUCCGGGAGUGGUGGCCAGUGAGAUGCUGAGAUUGCCCAAUUUCCAGGCCAUGCUGGGCCCAUGGCUCGGUCCGGUGGCGUACCAUGCGGCGCAGUGGCGGAAUCGAUUCUUCGCCUACAGCGUGGAAGAGGCGGCUCUAAAUGUCCUAUACUGCGCAGCGUCUCCCGAGAUCGAGGCGCGCGACCUCCGUGGCGCGUUGAUCGUUCCGCUGGCGCAGGUGUGGCCGCCGCGGCAUGCGGCGGCGGAGACGGGACAUGGGCGACGGCUCUGGGAGUUCAGUGAACAGCUUGUGGCCCAAAGUGGCCGACGAAAAGAGAAUCCGCCUUGGGCUGCCUUCGGGGUGACGGCGUGGUUGGCGGCCUUUCGCGCCAAGUACCUCUUCCCCUACUGCGUGGAUCUCAUCUUGGUGGCUUUCGUCCUGCUGUGGCUGGCAAGUGUUUUCGCAGCGGUCUAUGCUCGUUUCCGCAUUGCUGAGCCCACCUGGUACACCUACCUUUGUUGCGCAUUGGGUGUUGCAGUAGUUGCUGGACCACUCUGUGGUGACCACAUCUUUCGUAGUCUGACGCAACACUACUACCGUGUGGGUGAUCUGAAGACCUUGCAUGGUGUGGAUGUCGCAGUGGACAAGGGCGAUGCCAUGUUGGAUGCUGGAAUCGUGGACUUCGCGCAGGGCAACUACCUGGAUGGCAUGAGGGCUUGGCAUUUCAAGCACCACACCGCCUACUGCGUGGCGCCGGUGGUCACCAACCAGACUGCUGGACCUGUCUCGGGGUCCUAUGAUUUCUGGGCCGUUGGCAAGGAUUGCUGCUCUUUAACAUCCUCGGACUUUCGGUGUGGUGCCUGGGGACAUCCACAUGCGGAUCGCGCCAUUCGAGUGCUGGCGGAUCAGGACGUGCCCUUCUAUCGUCUAGCGGUGCAACAGGCUGAAACUUUGUACGGCCUGGUGGCGGCCAACCCAGUCUUCUUCAAGUGGUCCGAUGACCCGGAGUCUGAGGUGGCCACCUGGUUCGCCCAAGCCAUGCGCAAUUUCACCUUUGACCUCACGGUGGCCUUCAUGGUGUCUCUGUUCGCCUUAAGCUGUGCGGCCUACCGAUUUUCGUGGAUGGCGCCAGCGUUGGCCAUGACGGACGAGCUGUUUGUGAGUGGCAAAAGCUACGGGACGGGGCAAGGCAACAACAAUUUGUGCGUCAUGGGCGGAAGCGACGAAUGUGAUCACUCCAAACGCUCCAAAGGACCUUGUGGCAAGUCUAUGGCCGAGCUUACGGUAGAGAUGCUGAAUCACUGA
This is a messenger RNA of Cladocopium goreaui, 1998 nucleotides long. Lineage: Eukaryota; Dinophyceae; Suessiales; Symbiodiniaceae. The record is from the annotation of a GenBank genome assembly.